Messenger RNA from Clonostachys byssicola, 1809 nucleotides. The record is from the annotation of a GenBank genome assembly. Lineage: Eukaryota; Fungi; Ascomycota; Sordariomycetes; Hypocreales; Bionectriaceae.
AUGUCCUUGAUCAUCACUCUCAAAGUGCGUCAUCCUCUCGUUAUUCCUCCACCGUCUGACGAUCCGUGUCUGGAAAGCAUCACAGUGCGGCCGGCACCUCAUCGACCAGCUGAGAGUCCACCUACGAUGGAUACCGAGACCUCAUCCGGUGGUGCAGCCUCGGCCGGAGAUGCAACCUCUUCUUGCCCUGUCGCCUAUCUCGGCGACCCAGUCUCUCCUGGUGACGCAGUCUUUCCCGGUGAUAAGGCUAAGACUGAACCCCAAACCCCAUCCAAACGCCCCCCUCAUGUUCUCGUACCCGACGUCUUCCUCUACCUUCGAGCAAUUUGCCGCAAAUGGGACGUCAAGAAUCUUCAAGAACUCUUCACCAUCCCCCAGGGGGACCCAUAUUUUCAUGACUACCUCCCUGAGAGGCUUCGUCCCACAAGUCUCACCCGCGAGUACUUGAAAAAGCUUCGCUACAUUUCUGAACACUGCGACCGUGAUGAGGCUCGCUUGAGAAUCGCCUCUACCUCCAUGAACCAGCCCGAGCAUUUACACGGAUUCGUUCGCCCGUGUGUUCUCGACUGGGUCAUUGCCAGCUUGAAAACAGAUAAAGGUCUGGUCAAUUCGGACCAGCAGCCCACGAUGCCUGGCAAGAGAAAGACGCAGAAGAAGCAGAAGAAGAAGGAGAUAAAGAAGAAGGAGGAGCAGAAGGAGAAGGAGCAGGAGCGGGAGAUGGAGAUGGAGAAGGAGAAGGAGAUGGAACAUGCCGCGGCACCUGGGCAGAUCAUCUGCCUUUCAGACUCCGCCAAGGAGUCGACUUCUCCAUCUUCGGCUCCUGCUGGUGCCAACGUCGAGCCACCGUCCGAGAUGAGUAUCUCUCAGAAUCAGAACGUGGACCAGCAGCCUGAGCCCUACAUCACCCCGGCCCAACAGCCUCGUGAGGGCAUAUGGAAUAUCCCCACGAACCAACAGCUUCCAGGCCAAACGUCUCAGGGCCAGAUGCCUCCAAUCCAGGUGCCUGCAGGAUACCUGCCCCCAGGCUACCUGCCCGAAACCUACCUGCCUCCCGGCUUUGCUGCCUUCCACAACUCCAGGCACGUGUCUCCCAACCCACAUCCAGACGCGCUGUUGACGGAACCCUUUGUGCACCGACCCAUUCCGUAUACACAACCUCCUCCAUCUGGGACUGUACAGAUCGCUCCUAUGCCUAGAGCUCUUAUGUCGACAGAUCAUGCGCCUGGAGCCCCUAUGCCUGGAGCUCAUUCGCAGGAAGUUUCUAUGCCUGGAGUUUCUGUGCCUGGACCUUCUAUGCGUAGAGCUCAAGUGCCUGGAGCUCCCAUGUCUAGACAGGUCAACAUUGUCCAAGCCGACGAGAGGGAGAUUAAAGCCAUGGAGGAUGAAAAGGCCCGCCUCCUAUCCUUGAUCAACUUCAGAGAGGAGCGCAUGCGCAUCAUCUCCCUGUACGGAGAGCGCAUAGACGUCGACCCGCCGCCAUCACUCGAGGACAAGGUCAAGGCCGCGUACGCAAUGCUCAAGGCUCUAGACGCGCUCGUGCCGCCGCCGAACCUGAGGAGCAUCAUCACCACCAAGGAGGGCGCAUGGGGCCAGGCGGUCAUCCAGCCGCAGCUGAACAGGCUUCGCAAGUUUGUCGAGGACCCGGAACCGGACGAGAAGAACCCCUUUGACUCGCGCGUGAGCUUCCUCUCUGAGGCCCACAUGAAGACGGAGAUGGUCACGCAGCAUUGCGAGACUGACCCUUUGCUGGCUGAGAUGAGGAAACUUGUCCGGAAGGCUCGGAUGGUCGGUUAUCAGAUGAGUAUGUGA